Molecule: messenger RNA, 690 nt
Organism: Nerophis lumbriciformis (worm pipefish)
Lineage: Eukaryota; Metazoa; Chordata; Actinopteri; Syngnathiformes; Syngnathidae
Source: RefSeq, a predicted model, not a curated record
AUGUUCUUCCGUUUCCCCCACCAGAUUUGGUCAGUGUCAGCAGGCAGAUUUAUGCCCAACUUUCUGUCAUGCUUAAGAAGAUCACGCCGGUUCACCAUUCCUUCAUUUUUUGGAGUGCGGACUUCUGCAUCCAAGCUCCCAACCCUCCUAUAUGGCUCUCAUGGAUCUCUUACUCCUCAAAUCACCACAUGUGUCAGGUAUUCAGACUUGUCCACACGGAAUUACGACAUGAUUUAUAAAUUCCAUUAUAUAAAGCUCUUCAGAGCUGUAUCGAGGCUAAAAUUACUCCAAACUGGGAUCACUGUGAUUAUCCUCCCACCUGUGUACACUCUGUACUUCAUGGGAGACGUACCACUCUUUCUUGUCAACUACUCGACGGGAAUGGCUCUGUUUGCUGGUGUCAUGUUAUACACAGCUAGCCACUUCUUCAGAAGGGUUGUGGGAAUGAUGUACCUGGAUUCGUCCGAUAGCACGCUUAAAGUGUCCCACCUGACUUUUUGGGGCAGGCGUCAUGACAUCUUCAUGCCUGUAUCAGAUGUUAUGACUGUUGGUGACACUGGGGACUCUCCAAAUGAGACCAUCCUAAAACUCAAGCGAUACAGCACUCCUCAGACUUUUUAUUUCUCCACACGUUUUGGGCAAGUGGUAGACAAAGAACGUUUUAAGAAGGUGUUUGGUAGUAUGAGUUGA